This is a messenger RNA of Amaranthus tricolor (Joseph's coat), 1507 nucleotides long. RefSeq lists its product as uncharacterized. Lineage: Eukaryota; Viridiplantae; Streptophyta; Magnoliopsida; Caryophyllales; Amaranthaceae. The record is from RefSeq and is a predicted model, not a curated record. The transcript has a single exon. Bases 558 to 1256 code for a protein of 232 amino acids.
UUUUCAUAUGGGUUUAUCUUGUGUGUUGGAGCAAACCAUAGACUACGCAUUAACGAAACACAUCAUCGUCAAUUUAUAAACCAAUGUGAAUCAAGCAACUACUCGACUUUGCGUGUCUGACUCUUUCACAAUACCCACCAAUUUAAAGAAAAAAUUACUUAGAUGUGAUCAGCAGUCAUCACCCAUUUUUGUCGUCAUUUUCUAUUAUCUGGUUUGAAAAACCUCUUAAGGAAGCCGGCAAUUAUAACCAAUCAAAUUUAUUGUUGAGAUAGAUUUUAUUGUAUAGUAGUCGGUUGAGAAUUUAAAGAGGCACCGCUUGAGUUUCCAUCAAUUUUCAGUAUUUGUCGAUUGUGGGUUAUUGAAGAAUCAAUCUAUUCCUAAUUUGUGAUUUGUGAUUCAAUCGUACAGGUGCAAUUGAAAGAAUCAAUCUCUUUCCUGAUUUUGAUCUGUUUUGAAGUUUAAUUUUGAUGGGUAAUCCAAUUAGAAAAUGAAGUAGUGGGUGAUUGAUAGUGAUUAGUUUUUUGUGGUGAUUACUGAUUAUCUGGGUUGAAUUUUAGAUGGUUCAUUGCAAUCCUUCAAUUUCUGAAUUUAAUUUGAUUGAUCAAUCUAGUAGGAUGGCUGUUUCAAUGAAUCUUACAUACCCAUAUUCAAAAUCAAAGCAAACUAAUCAAUUUCAAAAGAUUAGAAAAAUACCCAUUUCUUCAUCUGAUCAUAUCAUGUCUUCAAGUUGCUGUGAAUCUCGUUUAGCUGUUCUUGAUGUGAUAAUGUUGAUUGCUGCAAUUGGUGCUAUUGUGUUUUUGCUUUAUCCAUAUGUUAAUUUUACAUAUGCUAAAGUUUCUGAGAUGGGUUCUUUAGUAUGCUGUGUUCUGAAAGAUGAAAUUUAUGAGAAUCCCAUUAUUUAUGGGUCUUUGGGGCUUAGUAUGGUGUGUGUAGCAAUAGCUGCUAGAGCAAUUGUGAUGUGCACAACUCGAAAAUGUGGGAAUCCAAGUUGCCGUGGCCUUUGGAAGGCUGCUGAAUUUGACAUUCAACUUGAGACCGAGGAAUGUGUGAGGAACUCUAAUUCAUCAGCUAAGGAUGGUGUUAAGAAGGGCUUAUUCGAGUUACCUCGUGAUCAUCACCGCGAAUUGGAAGCUGAGCUUAAGAAAAUUGCACCACCUAAUGGAAGAGCAGUGCUUGUGUUUCGGGCUAGGUGUGGAUGUUCUGUGGGUAGAAUGGAAGUUCCGGGUCCAAGGAAAACUCGAAAGAUCAAGAAAUAGAGUAUAUGUUUACUGUUUUUGAAUAUAUAGAUACACCCGUCAUGAAGUUGAUAGCACAGAUGAUCAUUUGUGGACUGUUUGUUUUUAAAUAAGUUGAUACUAAUAAGUUGUAAGCAAUAGCUUACUGUUGGUCUUGCUUACAAUGGUUAUAGAACUAUCCUUCCUGAAUCACAUUUUAACAUAACUUAUAAGGAUACUUUUUACUUUGUAAUGUUUAUUGUUUACAUAUUGCUAAUGGUUUUAUUUUCUAA